AUGAGCGAAGUUGCAAAGAGAUGUUCCCGGGUUACAAGGGCCCAAAAAGAAUGCUUGGUGCAAUUUAUGGAGGACCACAAAGAGUUUGCCAGGGGGCAAUUCAAUUGCCCAAACUCCCACCAAAGCUCAUUGAAUAUGUGGGAAAUAUUGGCGCUCAAUUUAAAUGCUAUGGGACCCAUAACAAAAUCAAUUGAUCAGUGGAAAAAGUGUUGGCUUGACUUGAAGUCCGGGGUGCGGAAGCAAUGCAACUCCCGGAAAGCAUUUUUUAACAGAACGGAAGCUGGCAGCAUCGUGGACGCGCCCCGAAAUUUAAACGAAUUUGAGGAAAAAAUACUCGUAAUAAUCUCAACACAUGCUGUGGAUGGAGAUGGGUUGACUCCCGAAUCCGGGGUAGCUUCAAACACCGUAAAUAAAACAUAUCCCCCUUAUUUAUAA
Messenger RNA from Eupeodes corollae, 435 nucleotides. RefSeq lists its product as uncharacterized. Gene Ontology annotation, cellular component: nucleus. The transcript is spliced from 3 exons. The coding region runs from base 1 to 435 and encodes 144 amino acids. The record is from RefSeq and is a predicted model, not a curated record. Lineage: Eukaryota; Metazoa; Arthropoda; Insecta; Diptera; Syrphidae.